AUGCAGUCGCUGAUGUAUAUAUCUAUAAUCUUUGGCAGUGCAAUAUGCUGGUUUGUUAUACUAUACGCAGUAUUUGUUACAAAACCAACAGCUGAGAAUGAACAUUUAGAAGUUCGAAUAGGUAGGUUUAUUCAAAAAGUCUUUGUUUCCAAAGCAAAACAUGACAAGAACGCAAGAACUUUCUUUACAAGCUUCAAAUGGCAAGAACUUUUUUUACAAAACAAAAACUGACAAAAACUUUCUUUACAAAGCUUCAAAUGGCAAGAACUUUCUUUAAGAAACAUACAAUGGCAAUAACUUUCUUUACAAAACAAGAAAUGGUAAGAACUUUCUUUACAAAACAAAAAAUGGCAACAACUUUUUUAUUGAAAUUGAUUACAGGUCCGUAAACCAAAAAUUAAUUUUAAUGCUAUACAAUUUUUAGCACCAGUUUUCAAACCAAACCCAAUAAUAUCAGAAGUUAAUUGCUCAGCGUACCUUAACGAAGAAUCGUCGGAAGCUUUAGCCUAUACUCCAAUACCAUUAAUUGACCCUCCCGAUCUGUCAAUGAAGUGUGAAGACAUACACGGACGGCAGACAUUCGUCAACGAAACGUAUCCUAGAGAAGCCGAUUUUCCCAUUGGUUUUGUGAGAAUUGUUUAUAAAGUAAGAUUUAUUAACAAUAUUUAGAGUCUUUAAGGAUUCCGGAGCUUGCUCCGGCUCCAGGGUAGCUUCUGCUCGGCUGCGAGAUCUUGAUCCGGACCCGAGACUAAAACUUGAAAAGGCAGCGCCGGAGCUAGAAGAUACCUUCUUAAGGCUCCUGAAGCUAGCGCGGCUUUUGCUUGGUUCCGGCUUUGGCACGGCUUCGGCUUCAAAGUGCCUCAGGGUUUGGAACGAUGCCUCAGGGUUUAGCAUGGUUAUGGUACGGCUCCGGCUUUGGCACGGCUUUGGGUUUAGCACAAAAUCGGCUUUAGUACGACCUUGGCCUUAGCACGGCUGUGGCACAACUGCAGACCGCUCCGCGUUCAGCACAGCUACAGCUCCAAAACAGUCAUUUAAAGACUCUGAUAACUAUUCUUAAAAGCUUCAAAACAAACUUACAUAAGUAUUUAUUUUAGGACUAUCUAUUCCAAGAAUCUGAAUUAGCAACAAAUUUCAACAAAAACAAUACUUAUUGUUAUGUGUUGGACAGUAGUGCCAGCUCUAAGUUUCAAUAUCAAAUUCGGCAACUUGCAAAAUGUUUUCCGCAACUUAUCGUUCCAGAAAGAACUUUUGAUAUGAAGUCAAAUGGCUCAAACGUUGCUUUGGCCCAAUUAGAGUGUUUGAAGCUGAUGAUGGAUAGACAGUGGAGAUAUGUCAUGUUUUUGGAAGUAAGAGUAGUAGUAUUUUUUCAAGGUUGAUCUCUUUCACAUAGAAUAUUUAGAAGUGGUCGUACCAUACUUAAUAUCAAAGUAAAACUUGCAGAAUUACGACAUAAUGAUAAAAACCAAUCAAGAAUUGAUAAAAAUUCUGGAAUUGUUUGGUGGUGUUGAUGACUCGGGUGCUUUCCACGACGUUCCUCCACAAGUUGCCACGGCUUUUGAAAACUCGAAAAACAAAGUCUUGGCUAUAUCGCAAGGAACAAUUUCAAGACUAACUAUCGACCGCAUUUUUCAUGUAAGUAUUUUUAUUUUGGCAAAAACUUUCUUUACAAAACAUAAAAUGGCAAAAACUUUCUUUACAAAACAUAAAAUGGCAAGAAUUUUCUUUACAAAACAAAAAAUAGCAAGAACUUUCUUUACAAAACAACACAUGGCAAAAACUUUCUUUACAAAACAUAAAAUGGCAAGAAUUUUCUUUACAAAACAAGAAAUGGCAAGAACUCUUUACAAAACAAAAAAUGGCAUUUAUCGUGUAAAUUGUCACCCGCAAGCUUUUUUCAGACAAUGCAAUUCGUGAAAGCCUUAAACUCAACAGUACGCGAACUAGAAUCAGAAUUUUUAAUAAACGUACUGACCAACAACACAUUACUGGACAUUGACACAUACAACGGUAAAAAGUGCAUCGACCGGACCAGUGCAACAAAGUUUGUCAAAUGGAAUUACGGUCAAGAGUGUCCUAGCCAAAGAUUCCACAAUCAUGUCUGUAUUCUAACUUUGAUCGAUUUGUUAUCAUUGAAAUCAGCUUACGACUUUACUGCUCAUAAGGUAGAACCCUCGUACGACUAUGGUGCUAUCGGAUGUUGGCACGAGUACAUGUUUAAUAAGCAACACGUGAUAGGAAAUCAUUACGUAAACUAUACGUUUUAUGAUCAUCUUCCUGCUUUGAGAUGGAGACGACUACAAGCGAUAGGGAGGACUACGAAAUUUGGUUGUUAA
This is a messenger RNA of Bursaphelenchus okinawaensis, 2336 nucleotides long. The record is from the annotation of a GenBank genome assembly. NCBI's taxonomy places the organism in Eukaryota, Metazoa, Nematoda, Chromadorea, Rhabditida, Aphelenchoididae.